AUGACAUCCAUCACGGCUCUCUUACAGUAUUUGUACGCCUGGUACAACUGGCUCUUCCCCAGCCCGGCCCCGGCAGCCACAAAAUGUCCGAUUCUCGAGCUGCCAGACGAGCUCGUCCUCUGCAUUACGGACCACCUCGCCGCCCACGACCAGUUUCUCCUCUCGCAAACUUGCCGGACCAUGCAAAGGCUGGCAUCUCGCGACUGGAACGAGUACGUGCGUUCCCGGUCCCCUCCCGAGAGGAACGAAUUCCUCAUAGGCGUGGCCUUUGGCGCUCCAUAUCACUGGGCCUGUGAAACUUGCGGCCGGCUUCACGUCGUCGAUCCGCACGAUUUGCCUUCGGAGAGGAGGCUGCGUCCUUGCGUGCGGCCAACGGAUUACGGGGCACGUACAUGGGCCCGAUAUUAUCUCGAGCAUCAUCACAUCCAGCUUGCUCUGAAGCUUUCUGGCCGAGAAUCCAAUAGAGACCAUCUCGAAAGACUACUGACUACUCAUCAUUAUGCGACCAGCUCUAGGAUGCCCAUGACAUAUAGUGCGAGCCCCCGGAUUGUCGAAGGGCACUUUCUCUUGUAUGAGAAGAUAGUUGUCGGAGACUGCGACAGGCGAGCCACAUACUCGAGCAUGCAGCAGAGCCUGGUCACCAUCUGCCCACAUCUGGCCAUGGUAGACAGCCCGUUGGACUAUCGCCGGAUGAUGGCGUGGCUUCACCAAACAGCAGAGUUCCACCAAGCCGUGGCCCACGCGGUCAUCAAUCCAGGGCAAGAGGUACAUCGCCAUUGCAGGUGGUGCCCGACCGAUUACACAGCCGUUUAUUACCAGCUCAGCGGGCAGCUCGUCUUCAGUGCCUGGCAUGACUUUGGUGCGUAUGGCUCUGUUUCGAAUCGACACUGGAGCUCUCAGGCGCGGCGCCAGAGCGGCCUUGGUCCCCAACUGCCUCCUCGGUUUAAUCGAAUGCCAGGGGCAUGCCGUGCUGCAUAUACGAAUAAACGUUUAUGGAGGCUAUGA
This is a messenger RNA of Trichoderma atroviride IMI 206040, 1005 nucleotides long. RefSeq lists its product as uncharacterized. Gene Ontology annotation, molecular function: protein binding. The record is from RefSeq and is a predicted model, not a curated record. NCBI's taxonomy places the organism in Eukaryota, Fungi, Ascomycota, Sordariomycetes, Hypocreales, Hypocreaceae.